AGAAAAACAGUUAAAAUGGACCGAGAAGUUGACAGCAGAAGAUCCGGCGACAAUAGCCAUUUAUAGUGAGAGGGUCCCGAUGGUCCACCGGUCAGCCACAAUUAGAUCGCUGCUGCCGUCGGCGUGUUCUUAAUUUCCUCCAAAUCCACCGUCAUCCAUUUCAACACUUCACAAAGCUCUUGAGGUGUCUUCCCAAUUCUUAGGAAGACGAUGAUGGAAUCCAGAGUGACCAGAACCAGAAAGAAGAAGGCCGAUCUUCUUCACUCAAUCCUAAGAAAAUCAUGGUACCAUUUACGUCUCUCUGUGCGCCAUCCCUCCAGAGUUCCUACUUGGGAUGCAAUUGUUCUCACCGCUGCUAGCCCUGACCAAGCUCAGCUUUACGAGUGGCAGCUCAAUCGGGCGAAGCGUAUUGGCCGAAUUGCUCACUCGACAAUUACCCUCGCCGUGGCUGACCCCAAUGGCCAGCGGGUUGGCUCUGGAGCCGCUACUCUCAAUGCUAUUCACGCCCUUGCUAAGCAUUAUCACAGCCUCGGCCUUGUUCCUAACCCUGAGGUGGAUACUAUAGGCAAUGGAUGUGCUGAGUCUGAUCUGCUGCCUAACUCGUCAAACAAUAACAAUGGAGUUCCUCUCUCACAGCUUGCUAGCUUCCUAUCGAAAAAACAUAUACUAUUGCUUCAUGCUGGUGGGGACUCCAAAAGAGUCCCAUGGGCUAAUCCCAUGGGGAAAGUGUUCUUGCCACUACCGUAUCUGGCAGCAGAUGACCCUGAUGGCCCGGUUCCUUUGCUUUUUGACCACAUUCUCGCCAUUGCUUCAUGUGCAAGACACGCGUUUAAAAAUGAAGGAGGAAUACUUACAAUGACUGGCGAUGUUCUACCUUGUUUUGAUGCAUCCACUUUGGUUCUUCCAGAGGACGCCUCUUGCAUAAUAACUGUUCCUAUCACCAUUGAUAUUGCUUCCAACCAUGGUGUUAUUGUGGCAUCUAAAAAUGAGACACCUGGCAGAGGUUACACUCUAAGUCUAGUUGAUAAUCUCUUGCAGAAACCUAGUGUUGACGAACUCACCAAGAAUGAUGCAGUUCUAACUGAUGGUAGAACCCUACUUGACACUGGAAUAAUAGCAGUUAGAGGUAAAGGAUGGGUCGAGCUAGUUUUGCUUGCAUGUUCAUGCCAACCUAUGAUUUCAGAUCUACUAAAGUGUGGAAAGGAGAUUAGCUUAUAUGAAGAUCUGGUAGCAGCUUGGGUACCUGCCAAACAUGAGUGGUUGCAGCCACGUCCUUUUGGUGAAGAAUUGAUUCGUAGGUUGGGAAGGCAGAAGAUGUUUAGCUAUUGUGCUUAUGACUUAUUGUUCUUACAUUUUGGUACCUCGAGUGAAGUUUUGGAUCACCUAAGUGGGGAUGAGUCGGAACUUAUUGGACGAAGACACUUGUGUUCUAUCCCGGCUACGACUUCAUCUGAUAUUGCAGCAUCUGUUGUUAUCCUUUCCAGUAAAAUUGGGCCUGAAGUAUCUGUUGGAGAAGACUCUCUCAUUUAUGAUUCUUCCAUUUCUGUUGGAGUACAGAUUGGUUCCCAAUGUAUAGUUGUUAGUGUUAACAUCUCAGAAACUAACAACCAGUUACCAGGAGGUGCUUUUAGGUUUAUGCUUCCAGAUCGCCAUUGUCUUUGGGAGGUUCCAUUAGUUGGUUAUACUGAAAGAGUCAUAGUAUAUUGUGGACUUCAUGAUAACCCAAAAAUUUCAGUCUCUAAGGGUGGGACAUUUUGUGGGAAGCCUUGGAAGAAGGUUUUGCAAGAUUUGAGUAUUGAAGAAAGGGAUCUGUGGCCUACAGCUCGAACUCAGGAGAAGUGCUUAUGGAAUGCAAGAAUAUUCCCGGUUCUUUCCUAUUUUGAGAUGCUUACUUUGGCUAUGUGGCUGAUGGGAUUGAGUGACAGAAAAAUGGAGCACUUGCUUCCGUUGUGGAAAAGUUCUCAUCGAGUUAGUUUGGAGGAAUUGCACAAGUCUAUCAAUUUUCUUAAAAUGUGUACCGGAUCAAGGAAUCACCAAGCAGAACUGGCUGCUGGAAUUGCUAAAGCUUGUAUCAACUUUGGCAUGCUUGGACGUAAUUUGUCCCAACUAUGUGAAGAAAUAAAGCAGAAAGAAGUUUUGGGAUUAGAAACUUGCAAGGAUUUUCUAGAUAUGUGCCCCGAACUUCACAACCAGAACAUUAACAUUGUUCCAAAGAGCCGAGUGUACCAGGUGCACGUUGAUCUCCUGAGAGCAUGCAGUGAGGAGACAGCAGCAUGUGAGUUGGAACGGGAAGUUUGGGCAGCUGUUGCUGAUGAAACUGCUUCAGCAGUAAGAUAUGGCUUUAAAGAUCUCUUGGACAAGCCUGACAAUGAUAAACUGGGACAUGGUAAUAGUCGUUCUGAUAAUGGAAUAGACGAAUUAAUCCACCAUAAAAGGGUAACUGUUAAUUUACCUGUACGUGUGGAUUUUGUUGGUGGUUGGAGUGACACUCCUCCAUGGAGCUUAGAGCGCCCUGGUUGCGUGUUGAACAUGGCAAUUAAUUUGGAAGGUUCUCUUCCUGUUGGGACCUGUAUAGAAACAACGAAAACUUCUGGAGUUUUGUUCAGUGAUGAUGCUGGUAAUGAGUUACAUAUUGAAGACCUUAACUCGAUUACCACUCCAUUUGAUAGUGAUGAUCCAUUUCGGCUUGUCAAAUCUGCGUUGCUUGUGACUGGCAUUAUUCACGAUCAUAUUCUAACUGUUGUUGGUUUGAAAAUCAAAACAUGGGCAAAUGUGCCUCGUGGUAGUGGUCUGGGAACUUCUAGCAUCUUAGCUGCUGCUGUGGUCAAGGGUCUUCUUCAGAUAACUGAGGGAGAUGAAAGCAAUGAAAAUGUUGCUAGACUUGUAUUGGUACUAGAGCAGCUUAUGGGGACUGGAGGUGGCUGGCAGGAUCAAAUUGGAGGUUUGUACCCGGGCAUCAAGUUUACCACAAGUUUUCCUGGAAUCCCACUACGUCUUCAAGUUAUCCCCUUGUUACCAUCACCUCAAUUGGUCUCGGAGUUGCAGAACCGUUUGCUUGUAGUAUUUACUGGUCAGGUUCGACUUGCACAUCAAGUCCUUCACAAGGUGGUGACACGAUAUCUGAGACGCGAUAACCUUCUCAUAUCCAGCAUAAAGCGCUUAGCCACUCUAGCAAAGAUCGGGAGAGAAUCACUCAUGAAUUGUGAUGUUGAUGAGUUGGGGGAGAUAAUGACCGAGACUUGGCGAUUGCAUCAGGAACUAGAUCCUUUCUGCAGCAAUGAGUUUGUCGAUAAGCUCUUUGCAUUUGCAGAUCCUUACUGUUGUGGCUACAAACUAGUGGGUGCUGGUGGCGGGGGCUUUGCUUUAUUACUGGUUAAAAGUUCAGUCUUAGCCAUGGAAUUGAGAAACAAGCUCGAAAAUGAUAAAAACUUCGAAGUAAAAGUCUACAAUUGGAACAUAUCUUUAUAGAGCUAGUUAUUGUAGAGGCAUCAUAAAGUUGCAUAUUCUAUUAUUGUUAAUUUAUUAUUCUUAUUUAUA
Benincasa hispida (wax gourd) is the source of this 3537-nucleotide messenger RNA. RefSeq names its product L-fucokinase/GDP-L-fucose pyrophosphorylase (gene FKGP). Gene Ontology annotation, biological process: GDP-L-fucose salvage. The record is from RefSeq and is a predicted model, not a curated record. Gene Ontology annotation, molecular function: fucokinase activity; ATP binding. Lineage: Eukaryota; Viridiplantae; Streptophyta; Magnoliopsida; Cucurbitales; Cucurbitaceae.